Aspergillus puulaauensis is the source of this 1749-nucleotide messenger RNA. It is a transcript of the gene yap1, whose product is annotated as putative bZIP transcription factor AP-1/Yap1. Gene Ontology annotation, cellular component: RNA polymerase II transcription regulator complex. The record is from RefSeq and is a predicted model, not a curated record. Gene Ontology annotation, molecular function: DNA-binding transcription activator activity, RNA polymerase II-specific; transcription cis-regulatory region binding. NCBI's taxonomy places the organism in Eukaryota, Fungi, Ascomycota, Eurotiomycetes, Eurotiales, Aspergillaceae. The transcript is spliced from 3 exons. Bases 1 to 1749 code for a protein of 582 amino acids.
AUGUCCGACUUCAACACUCUGUACCAACAAGGUCUCUACCUUUCCCCUGGCCAGCAGGAUCUCCUCCUCGCCGCUCUCUCGUCGAACAACAAGCAGAAACCCAACGGUCAGGCACCAAAGCCCGGGUCAAAUCCUACCGAUACACCGGGUCAAGCGUCCACGGGAAGCUUUAGUGCGUCUCCGGCGUUCGAUGGCUCGAAUCACCAUUUCGACAACUUAAACUACGAUGAGAGCCCUUACCUUGACUUCAACCCAGAUCUCGAAUGGGACUUCCCCGGCUCGGACGAAAACCUGAUUGGUGAUCUGCCGGGAAGUGCAAUCUCGGACGAUCAUGAAGUCGGUGAUAAGCGAAAGGAUUCUGAAAGCACAAGCGAAGUCUCUGGAAAGAAACGAAGGGAAAGUGACGAUAAGAGCGAUGAAAAGGCAUCGAAGAAACCAGGAAGGAAGCCUUUAAUGUCAGAGCCGACGUCGAAGCGCAAGGCACAGAAUCGUGCAGCACAACGGGCAUUCCGCGAGCGAAAGGAGAAGCACUUGAAGGAUCUGGAAACAAAAGUAGACGAGCUGCAAAAGGAAUCCGACGACACUAAUCAGGAAAAUGGAUUGCUCAAAGCUCAAGUGGAGCGUUUACAGGUUGAACUGCGAGAGUAUCGCAAGCGUCUUUCUUGGGUAACACAAGGAAACGCGCUUUCAGCUAUCAAUUCAUACCCAGGCAACGCCAACCGCAUGUCCGGGUUGAACAAUAAUGACUUCAUGUUCGAUUUCCCCAAGUUUGGGGAUCUACCCGGAAACCGCAUCUUUAACGGUGGCUCACAAGCCAAGCCCGGCCAGAACAACUCGAAUGAUACCACACCGAUACCUGGGGUUUUACGACAGCCUGCACUCCAAACUUCAGCUAACAGCAGGGGUCCUAACUCUGCUUCUCCCAAGGCAGCCACACCAGCCAAGCCAGCUAACGCAUCACCGGCCACCACACAUGGACGUUCGACGAAUCAGACCCCGAAUUUGUCUGCCUACAAUGUCAACCGACAAACGGGGCAGAGCCAUGACACCUCAAAUUCUGAUUCUCCAUCGUCUUCGUCAGACUCUCAUAACUUCCUGUCGUCUAACGGCACCUCCCCAGAACCUAGCGUACAGUCUCCGGACAAUAAGCCCAGGGAAUCUCACGACGGACACGCUUGCACCAUUGACGGUGAGGGUUCAUUCUGCGCGCAGCUUGGCCUGGCCUGCGGCAACAUUAAUAACCCUAUUCCAGCUGUGAGACACCGGAGCGAAAGCGCGACGAAUACCCCCACCGAGCCAGAGAACACCGAAAAUGUCCCUGGAAUUGAUUUCAUGGCUCAGCAGAACGGAGGCCAGUUUGACCCUCUUCUAUUUGGGGAUUGGCGGGAGCCUCAAGAUGCGAUUUUAUCGCAAGAUUUUAACACGUUCUUUGAUGAUGCAUUCCCAUUGCCUGACCUGGGUAGCCCGUCUCAUAAUCUUAGUGAGGCUGGCACCCAUGCACAGCCCAAGAAGAGCAUUCUUGAUGAGAUUGAUAGUAAGAUGGAUGAGGAAGUCGUGCCAGGGGAGGACAAGGCCCAAAUGAUGUCUUGCAACAAGAUUUGGGACCGAUUGCAAUCCAUGGAGAAGUUCCGUAACGGGGAGAUCGACGUCGAUAACCUGUGCUCCGAACUACGCACCAAGGCUCGCUGCUCUGAGGGCGGUGUCGUCGUGAAUCAGAGGGAUGUGGAUGAUAUCAUUGGCCGUGUCUAA